Molecule: messenger RNA, 1278 nt
Organism: Dibothriocephalus latus
Lineage: Eukaryota; Metazoa; Platyhelminthes; Cestoda; Diphyllobothriidea; Diphyllobothriidae
Source: the annotation of a GenBank genome assembly
AUGCAGCCGGAUAUUCUUUUGAAAUUCCGACUUCCCAUUUUCAGUCACCUGGUCAUUUGUGUGUCUGGACUUUCUCUCGAGGAACGCAAAGAGGUGUCCAAAAUUGUCUCUGUCAACGGCGGCCGUUACUCGGGAGAAAUGAAGGUUGGAGAGACCACCCACCUCCUUGUAAAAAGUGCUGGUGGUGUCAAGUACAAUUUUGCUAAAAAGUGGAAAAUUCGCAUUGUUUCCGUGCGUUGGCUAACAGAUUCCGUCAGCAAAGGAUAUGCCCUGGAUGAAGCCGAUUAUCCUAUCACUGAAACUUUCGGGGGUAGAACGAAGGGUGGUGCCUCAACCCCAUCUUCUUCCAUCUAUCCGAAUGAUCCCAGCGUAUUAGCCGACAUUUCCGCCAUCACUGAUACAAGCUGUUUAAAAGUUAAUGAUACAUGUCUGGGCUGUUUUAAGGAUCUAACAAAUCACAACGUGCCAGACAAGGAGAGUCCCCAAAAAACCCAAUUCCUUCGUGACUGUGUCAUUCUUCUCUAUGGUUGUAACUCUUCUGAACUGACCAGUCUAUCUAAAAUUGUAUCCACAAGUGGAGCAAUUUUGUGUUCCAAGGUUUCGGACAAAGUCACAGAAUCCCUAACACAUGUUGUGUUGGGUGCCGACUCAAAAAAUAUACCGCCAUCUAAUGUUGAGCCGGGAGUAUUUUAUGUUACAAGUGAUUGGCUUAUCAGCUGCAAUAAAUCUGGCUCUCGUCUUCCAGAAAAUAGCUACCAGGCCCCGUUCUUGUCUGCAUCUGAAAAAAAUGAUAUCAGCGAUAGGAAAGAGGGUCAGGUUACUGAAAAUCCUGUGGACGCGGAUGAGUUACAACUUAUUAACCAGUACUUUGGUGAUGGAGGUAUGGCUGAGGUUGACGAUUUCUUGUCACUGAAUACUAAAACCGAAGCCAAAAAGACCUCCCUUAGCGUCUCUAAACCAGUUCCAGAUGGGGAACCUACGUUAACCAUGCAAGCUACUUCCGCUUCUCAAACCGCAAAGAACACUCUGGCCGAUUGUGAGAUCCCGACAAACCUGGUUUCCGGACUAUUUGCAGGGUUUUCUUUUCGAGUAAAUUCAGAAUUCUCCAAGUACCAAAGCCCUGAAUUGCUCGAAUCGAUUACCAUGGAAGGAGGCCUGGUGAAAGACGAUCCAGCAGUACCUGCAGACUACACCAUCUGUCCUUAUGUCGUCCGCACUGUAAUCAAGGAUUCAAAUCCCGUAACAGAAUACUGGUUAAGGAGUUGCUUAAAUUCUAAA